CAACCGUCGUCACCACUACUACUCCGGCUACCGGACGCGGGCGCCGUGCUGGGGGCGGCCCUGCCUUGCCUCUUGUGUGUGCCCAGCCCAGCCGGCCAUGCCAUGCCAUGCUCUCAGCGUGGCUCACCAUGGCCUUUCCCACUGGCGCGCCGUGAAGCUUGUGCUGCUGUGUGCGGUGUUGCGCGCCGCCCCCCUCCCCUUCGAACAGCCGUGCAGAGCUGUGCCCGUCUCGAGAGGAUGUCGAGGGGACCCUCCCGCGGGCAGUGCGGCCGACGUCUGCCCAGUACACUACGUAACGGCCGCCGUAGCCUUUGUCGCAGGAUGUGGGUUCCUUACGUAUCGCCGUCUUGAAGUCUGUUGCGCCCGUGCGUGCUGUGUGGCCCAUGGUGUAUACCAGUGUAUAUCCCAUCCCCCUCCCCCGACGCCGCCGCACCUCCUCUUCACUGCCGAGAAGUUGAUCGGAUGUCUCUCGUCUGAUCUGCGCCUGUGCUGCCGCUCUUCACGACACAUCAUCGACAUCAGUGGCUAUUCCGCCGAGACCAAGGACACAAAGGACGAAAACAAGGGCAGAUUGAGCCCGCCUUCCCUGUACGUGCUCGGCGAUAUCCAUUGGGCGCGUCCAGACUCAGCUUCCCGUGCCGUUGCGCUGUCGUCGCAAGUGGUCGGCGGUUGCGCCUGCCGUUUUGAUCUUGCAGUUGCUUACACCGGGAAAGAGCAGACACUCACCCGAUCAGAGUAGCUCCUGCAGCUUCGCCUGUCUCCAGAGAAUCCUGAAAGCCCCUAAGAUUCUCCCAUGAUGUGAGUGUCAUGCUGUCGCACCCCUCGACAUCACCUCUGUCCCCUUGCCCGCCCGCCAUGUCCCGGUCGUCCGGCUUCGACGGUGCCUUCUCGCAGUACUUGCAGGGCCACCGGCGCUACAACAGUAGCACCGCAGCCGGCACGGAAUCCAGCGUCGCUAACUCGCCGCCUGCGUGCAGGAACCGCGCACUCUCCAUCCGCUCCGGCGGCAAGUCCAAGAGCUCCGGCUCCGGCGGCUCCGGUGGCCGCACCGCCUUCUCCUUCAGCUCCCUGCGCGGCCAGGUCCAGCCUGAGCUGUCGCGCCGCCUCUUCCGCCUCAUCAAGUCGGAGAACAACCUCAUCUCGGCCCACGAGACGGCCGGCCGCGAGCGCAUCUCCAUCGCCCAGCAGCUCUCCGAGUGGGGCGAACAGACGGGCGACGAUGGCAUCAGCGACAUUUCGGACAAGGUCGGCGUCAUCCUCAGCGAGAUGGGCGAGCAGGAGGACACGUACGCCCACGCCCUUGACGAGUCGCGCGGCCGCCUCAAGUCCAUCCGCAACACGGAGAAGAGCGUCCAGCCCAGUCGCGACGGCAAGGCCAAGAUCGCCGACGAGAUUGGCAGGCUCAAGUUGAAGGAGCCCGAGAGCGCCAGGCUCGUCGUCCUAGAGCAGGAGCUCGUUAGAGCCGAGGCCGAGAACCUCGUCGCUGAAGCCCAGCUGACCAAUGUGACCCGCCAGAAGCUCAAGGAAGCGUACGAGGCCGAGUUCGCCGCCACCAUUGAGCGUGCCGAGAAGCAAAUCAUCCUGGCCAAGCACGGCCGCCGCCUCCUCGCCAUGCUCGACGACACGCCCGUCGUGCCCGGCGACGACCGCGAGCCGUACGCCUACGGACAGCAGGCUCGUCAGGUGCUUAACGAUUGCGAAGACGACCUCCGGGAAUGGCAGCCAGAACAGGAGGGGUACACGCUCGAGGAGCAAGGCCCCACCCAGAGUAAGGAGAAGGCGAUUGAUGAUGGGGCGGGAGUCAAGAGCGAAGACGCCGCCGCGAGUGAGAUUGAGCUGCACAAGGGCACGUCGAUUACCGCAGCGUGAGACGCUGUUGGUUUAUCGUGUCCUGUAGGAUCGAGAGCAGGAGUGGAAGGUCAUGUAUUGGUUGUGGCGCGACAGUCGUUGAAGAUGCCUCGUUUAAUGCUUGUUGGGGCUGGGUGUUCCUGCCUACCUGGUACCUAUGCAGGGUAGUUGCGGUGUAUUCGUAU
Messenger RNA from Purpureocillium takamizusanense, 2033 nucleotides. RefSeq lists its product as uncharacterized. The transcript has 2 exons. Gene Ontology annotation, biological process: endocytosis; negative regulation of protein kinase activity; eisosome assembly. Lineage: Eukaryota; Fungi; Ascomycota; Sordariomycetes; Hypocreales; Ophiocordycipitaceae. The record is from RefSeq and is a predicted model, not a curated record. Bases 808 to 1869 code for a protein of 353 amino acids. Gene Ontology annotation, molecular function: lipid binding. Gene Ontology annotation, cellular component: plasma membrane; eisosome filament.